AUGACGUCAGUUAAUAAUAUAUCGAAAAUUUGUGCUACAUGUCGAAAAGGUGGUGAUGUAUUUAUGUGUCGUGGAUGUCGACAAACAUUUUGUGCUAAACAUGUUGAUGAACAUCGUAAAAAACUUUCAAAAGAAGUCGAUAAACUUGCUGAAGAACAUGAAUUAUUAGGACGUAAUAUGAUUCGUGAUAGUGAAGUACAACUUCUUGUUUCUAUUAUUGAUACAUGGGAACAAGAAUCAAUUGCAAGAAUUAAUCUUGCUGCCGAAACUGCUCGAACGGAUUUACAAAAAUGGAUUGAUCGAAAUAAUAUUGAAGUUAAAAUUCCAUUUGAAAGAAUAACAAAUGAAGUUCGAUCAUGUCAACAAGCUGAUGAUUAUACUGAAACUGAUCUUAAAAGAUGGAUUCAACAAUUAGAAGAAUAUCGAAAUAAAAUGGAAAAAUUACCUAUUCUUGAUUUGAUAGACGAAGAAGAAAAUACAGAAAAUAUUCAUCUCAUUAAAUUAAAAGAAAGUCAUGAAGAAUCAAAAGAAUUUGGUUCUACUACUAAUAAUUCACAAUUUACAUUUGAACAAAGUAUGAUUAGUUUUCAAGAACCAACACUUCUUGUUCGUGAAAGAUUUGAUGAUGUUAAUGGAAUAGCUACAGUAUCAGAAGAUGGUCUAUUAGCAACAUAUUCAGGACCAUGGUUAGGUCAUUCUGGUAUAUGUGGUAUUAAUCUUUAUUCAUCAGGAACACAUCAUAUUCGUUUUCGUCUCUUAGAAAAAUUUUAUGAUCCACCAUUUUU
Adineta steineri is the source of this 785-nucleotide messenger RNA. NCBI's taxonomy places the organism in Eukaryota, Metazoa, Rotifera, Eurotatoria, Adinetida, Adinetidae. The record is from the annotation of a GenBank genome assembly.